Molecule: messenger RNA, 1503 nt
Organism: Plasmodium vinckei vinckei
Lineage: Eukaryota; Apicomplexa; Aconoidasida; Haemosporida; Plasmodiidae
Product: 26S proteasome regulatory subunit RPN3, putative
Exons: 2
Coding region: 1-1503 (500 amino acids)
Biological process (GO): ubiquitin-dependent protein catabolic process; regulation of protein catabolic process
Cellular component (GO): proteasome regulatory particle, lid subcomplex; proteasome complex
Molecular function (GO): enzyme regulator activity
Source: RefSeq, a predicted model, not a curated record
AUGAAAGAAAAAACGAAAAAAGCAGAGCAUACAGAUCAAAAUGAAGAAACAAAGGAAGAGAAUGAAAAAAUAAAUAUAUUUAUUAAUAACUUAUUGGCAAGUAUAAACUAUAUCAAUAAUGCAAUAUUAUAUAAAGACAAUAGAUUUAUACUUCGUAUGUUAAAAUAUAUAAAAAACAUGCGUUUGAGUAUAAAAAAUGAUAGUGACAAUUUAAUGCCAAUCUUAAUAAGUUUAAUAAAUAAAAUAUUUAAAGAUACCUAUCCUAUAUAUACAAUAUUACAUAAAUAUAUAAAUCAGUAUAACGAAAUUAACAAACAAAAUAUCGUAGAAAUAUCAGCUUUGAAUGAUAAAACAUAUGCAAACGCUUUACCAGAAAUUGAAGUAUUUCUUUAUAUUUUAUUUAUGGUCCAUUUAAUAGAUAAAAAGUUAUAUGAUGAAUGUAUUGAAUUAUCUACACGAAUUGUAAAUAGAGUAAACAAAUUAAAUAGACGAUCUUUAGAUUUUAUAAAUGCAAAAGUAUAUUUUUAUUAUUCAUGGGUACAUGAACUAAGAGGUAAAAUAUCUCAAGUUCGACAAGAAUUAUUAUUUAUUUAUAGAAAUGCAUGUUUACAUAGAGAUGUUAUGACUCAAACUGUUGUCUUAAAUUUAAUAUUAAGAGAUUAUAUAAAAAAUAAUUUAUAUGAUAUGGCUGUUAAGUUUGUCAGUAAAACUUUAUUCCCUGAAAAUAUGUCAUCAAAUGUUCAACAUGCAAGGUAUUUAUAUUAUAUUGGAAAAAUAUUAGCUAUACAAUUAGAUUAUAGUGAAUCUCAUAGUAAAAUUACACAAGCUCUAAGAAAAGCACCACAAAAUAUACAUACAGCUAAAGGAUUUAAACUUGAAGCUACAAAAUUAGAAAUAAUUGUUGAAUUACUUAUGGGUGAUAUACCAGACCGAUCAUUAUUUACUAACAAAAUUAUGAGAAAUAAAUUAAUUCCUUAUAAACAUGUUGUAACAGCAGUUAGAAAUGGAGAUAUAAAUAAAUUUGCAAAUGUCAUGAAUAAUUAUAAAAAGCUUUUUGUUAGAGAUGGUGUUUAUUUACUAAUCAAAAGAAUUCAUCACAAUGUCAUCAAAACGGCUCUUCGAAUAAUUAACCUUUCCUACUCCCGCAUAUCCAUCGCUGACAUUGGGAAAAAGAUCGGAGUCGAGUCCCCUAUGGAUAUCGUAGGCAUAACUGCAAAGGCAAUUCAUGAUGGAGUGAUAGGUGCAACAAUCGAUUAUGACAAUCUAUAUGUUGAAUCAAAACCUAAUACAGAUAUAUAUAUUACAGGAGAUCCUAUGAAAGCAUUUCAUAAAAGAAUUGCAUUUUGUUUGCAACUUUAUUCUGAUGCAGUAAAAGCAAUGCAAUACCCUAAUGAAAAUGAAAAAACAGAAAAUGCAGAGGCCAAAGAAAGGAAAAUGAGACAACAAGAGGAGUUUGCUCAAGCUGAGGAAGGCGAACUUGGUGAUGACACGGAUUUGUUGUGA